Ixodes scapularis (black-legged tick) is the source of this 1262-nucleotide messenger RNA. RefSeq names its product translation initiation factor IF-2-like. NCBI's taxonomy places the organism in Eukaryota, Metazoa, Arthropoda, Arachnida, Ixodida, Ixodidae. The record is from RefSeq and is a predicted model, not a curated record. The transcript is spliced from 2 exons. Bases 16 to 555 code for a protein of 179 amino acids.
AAAAAAAAUAGCCAAAUGCCUCGUCAUCUAAUUAGUGACGCGCAUGAAUGGAUUAACGAGAUUCCCACAUACGACCGUCUGUUUGGUUUUGCGCUGGAUCUCAUUAACCAAAACACGGCACUGGCUGCCAAAAUGGAAGCGUACAAGGAAGAGAGGGAGAGGGCCCCAGCCCCCGCAGCCCCGUCCCCCACGCCGGAGAGUGUUGCCGCCCUGCAGCGCACCUUCUCGCAGGUUCUCCAGCAGAACCCGGCGACUUCGAGCCCGAGCCCCGCCGGCCAGCAGCAGGGAGGGGCAUCACCCGAGGCCCCCAAGCCAACAACACCACCCUCAGCCCCCAGGGAGAGCCUUUUGAUCUACCCUGCAACCAAGCCAGCAGCUGGGGUGGAGCCAUACGCAGGGAUCUCCCACCUGCUGCGUACUACCUUCCAGCCCGCGGACCUCGGACUCGGCUGCGUCGAGAUCAAGCAAGUGCGAGUACCCUCGCGAUCCCCACCCGAAGACAGACAGCAACCCCGAUUCGACCAUAAAAUUGUUUAUUCCUCAAGAAGCCUGUAAUCAAGAACCAACUACCGCCGACCAUCAUCCAGCAAGCCGUCCAGAUCCAUAAUUCGACCAUAGAACUGUUAAAACAUCAAGCAUCAUGUAAAAAGAACUUUCAACAACCAUCGUCAACUAGCCCGAAACGCCACUCAAGAGAAGUCAUCAGAGAAGAACUGGGGGGGAGGGAGAUACAUUUUAGUAAUUGUUUAGUCCAGGAAGUAGCAUGUAAAAGGGGGAGGGAUUUUAGAAAAGGCUUUCAUUAGUGUGUACAUUGAUAUGUAUAUAUUUUUCUUUAUAUCUUUCACACAUUUCACUUAAAUUUUACGUCUUUUUAUGUUUUUACCCUAUAUAUGUAUGUUUGCAAUUUUGUUUUUCCUUUUUUUAUAUUUUUGCCUUAUAAAUGGGUGUGUAUGGUUUUGUGUGUAUGUAUGUAUGUGUGUAUGUACAUGUCUAUGUAUAUAUACACAUAUAUAUAUAUAUAUAUACUUUUUUUUUAUGCAUUUUAGUGUAAGACCACUAUUUCAUUUUUACUACUUUUUUGUAAAGUGAUAGCAUGCUCACUAUUUUACUCUUCAUCAUAUUUAACCAAUAUAUAUAGGCUUUUUUCUUUCUGUACAGCGGGUGCAUGCGCGCUUCUCUUCUGGGGAAAAUUUGAAAAAGUUUUUUUUUUUUUUUUUUCUUUUUUCUUUUCUAGUUUUCAAUAAACGUCGCUGAUGGACUGG